CGUGCGUGAACUGUUCCACAGUGUUUAAAUCGGGAUAUGUGAGAAUGAAGGAAGGUGAAGCGUCAACUAACGGGGCUCUGGCCUUCGCUUUGAUCUAUUUCACGUUCUUUCUGGAUAAUGUGCUGCUUACAGUUGUAGUUCCUAUAAUACCGGACUGGGUGCGCGGUGAGUCGUUGGAGCUGUGGACCACACACGACGCGCCUCUUGCUGUACUGCUGAACAGUACCGUACAUAACAUCAACACAGAAGAUACUCAAGGUAUAGGGGGAUCCCAAGCAGUAGUAGGACUAGUGCUGGGUGCUAAAGCAGCAUCACAACUUGUGACGGCCCCUUUUGCUGGAGUAGCGGUCUGCAAACAUGGCCCCGCUAAGGUACUCCGCGCUGGUACCUUAGUGUUGGCCGGUGCUGCCACCGUGUUCAUGGCAUGCAGCCGGCGGGCGGGCGCGGCGGGCGCGGCGGGCGCGUGGUGCGCGUGCGCAGGUCGCGCGGCGCACGGCGCGGGCGCGGCGCUGGCCGGCGUGGCGGGGCUGGCGCUGGCCGCCGCCGCCCUGCCCGCGCACCAGCGCCACCGGGCCAUCGGCCUCCUACUCGGGGCUGUUGCUUUAGGAGUGUUAAUUGGCUACCCAUUUGGCGGUGCAGCGUAUGCACUCUGGAGUCGCGGAGCCCCAUUCCUGCUAUUAUCUGCUGCAUUACUUGCUGAUCUUCUCAUGCAAUAUGUGUUUUUGGAUAAAGAAGAGUUCAAUCAAAUUUCCACAGAGCGUAGUGAUUCCACCAAGAAUGAACUAUGGGGCGCGCUUAGAGUAGCGAAGCGCGAGUCGACAGGCGCUUGCGUUGGAGCUAUACUGCUCACCACCAGCGUCAUGGCAUCAUUGGAACCUUGCCUUCCUCUUUGGAUUAUGAAAAAGUUUCAUCCGCAGCGCUGGCAAACAGGAGCGGUGUUCAUCCCUGACAGCGUGGGCUACCUGUUGGCCGCCAGCUGCCUGGGCGGCGUGGCGCGACGGCUGGGCGCCGAGCGCGUCGCCAUCACGGGGCAGGUCGCGGUGGGGCUGGCCGCGCUCGCCGUGCCGCAUGCUACAUCUGUGUCGCGGCUGGCACUGCCGCACGCGGCGCUGGGCGGCGGGCUGGGCGCCACGGACGCGGCGCUGGUGGCGGCGCUGCUGGCGCGGCACACGCGCCGCCUGCCGCACCUGGCCGCCCUGCUGCAGGCCACCUCCAGCGUCGCCUAUGCACUCG
Molecule: messenger RNA, 1233 nt
Organism: Galleria mellonella (greater wax moth)
Lineage: Eukaryota; Metazoa; Arthropoda; Insecta; Lepidoptera; Pyralidae
Product: chromaffin granule amine transporter-like
Exons: 9
Biological process (GO): transmembrane transport; aminergic neurotransmitter loading into synaptic vesicle
Cellular component (GO): synaptic vesicle membrane; terminal bouton
Molecular function (GO): serotonin:sodium:chloride symporter activity
Source: RefSeq, a predicted model, not a curated record